Molecule: messenger RNA, 2297 nt
Organism: Scylla paramamosain (green mud crab)
Lineage: Eukaryota; Metazoa; Arthropoda; Malacostraca; Decapoda; Portunidae
Exons: 6
Coding region: 431-1357 (308 amino acids)
Biological process (GO): cell differentiation; multicellular organism development
Molecular function (GO): protein binding
Source: RefSeq, a predicted model, not a curated record
UAUCUUUCUCUUCUUCCUGCUCUUCACUUCUUUACUCUCUCUUCCUUCCUCCCUUACUUUUCCUAUUUAUCUUUUCCUCUACCCUUUACGUCCUACCCUCUAUUCUCUCCUUUCACCUCCCUUCAAUAAUCUAGUGGUUACGAUUUUUCAAGAGUGCUUUAAUCUUCCAAUGAAACAUGCAAGUAACUAUGAACGUAUUAUAGAGAGACUAACACUUGAAGGCUUACUGACUCAUUACACCUUGCUAGUCUUGAAAUAAAUGAAAAAUAUGUCAUUAAAAAGCACGGGUGGCUUGACAAAUGUACGUGCUGUGUCCUUCUUCUACCGAUCUCUACGUGCUGUGUCCUUCUUCUACCGAUCUCUACGUGCUGUGUCCUUCUACCGAUCUCUUCUCGUUUUCUGUUAAAGGUAACGAAGAAAGUGAAAGAAAAUGAGGUCGGGGAUUCUGCUGCUCCUGGUGGUGAUGGUGGUGAUGCCUGAUGGCUACCUCGCUGACCAGUGCCCCUUAAACUGCCCCCUGCAAUACCACCCGGUGUGCGGCAGCAAUGAGGUCACCUACGCCAACAUGUGUGAAAUGGAGAAGGAUAGACUGUGCGACAACAAGGGCGACCUCAGCGUGUCCUUCUGCGGGAUGUGCUUGAAUCCUACUGAGGUAGUGUCGUGCUGUCCCCUGGAGUGCCCGGACAUCGUGGAGCCCGUGUGUGGCACUGACGGCAGGGAUUAUGCCAGCCCUUGUGAGGUGGACGAGGCAAGACUGUGCUAUAGAGUCAAUGUGCACGUUGACUACUAUGGCACAUGCAAACCACAUACCCCACCACCGCCACCCUGCCCCCUCCCCUGCCCCCCAGUGUUUAAGCCAGUGUGCGGGAGUGACGGCAUGACGUACCCCACCCUUUGUGACAUGAAGAACAACGCUUGCAACAACAACCUGGACUUGCAGAUGGUGUCCGUAGGCGGCUGUGAUCCACACUGCCCAGUCGAGUGCACAGACGAAUUCGAGUACAGGCCUGUGUGUGGCAGUGACGGCAGGACGUACGAUAACCUGUGCUCCCUCGAAUUCGCCCAGAUGUGUUACGACUCUUUGCUGUCCUACGCCUACGACGGGAUCUGCACUUACGUGUAUCAUGAUGAGGAAUCUGCCAGUGACGGUGACAGCCCCGCACCGUGCCCUGCGGAGUACGCCCCCGUGUGUGGCAGUGAUGGCAACACGUACAACAACACGUGCGAGCUGGACGCCGUUAAGACCACCACUGACUCUACCCUGACUGUGGCCAAUGAAGGGGAGUGUGAGUCCAGUGAAGCUAGUGAUGGUGGAAAUGGUGCAGCCAACGGUACGUACAGCGAGUCACUGCCAUAACUCAACACACACACACGUACACACACGCUACAGGACACCUACUCUCCUGCUUCGGAUAAUUCACUUGUGUCCUCUUUUAGGCUUGGUACCUUCGUAGGCCUCUCUCUCUUUCUAGCUUUCUUUUUGUUGCCCUACGUCAGAAUCCUUAAGUUGAAAGAAAAAAAUGGAAGUUAGCAAAGUCUGUUAGCGCUAACUAUGCUAACUUUCCCACCUCACAGACCAGGCGAGGUGAAGUUUGCCAGAGAUACGUAAGCCAACUUUCAUGUACUGUAAUUGUCACAUCCCAUACGAAGUGCAGUCGAUACCCGGGGUUCUAAUCGUCGAGCAGGCAUGAAUACAGUGAACACAACACACAAACAGCCAGAGAAGCACACUGAACAAACACAAACACACCAGCAAGACCAGAUAUGUAUGAACUGAAAAUAAAUAUACUGUCAUUAACUGAAAUAUAAAUAGUUUGACAACCUACUGAGGGGCGUGGCAGUCAGGCAGUGCGCCGAUGACGGGGGAGGCUGCCUGUGUGGACAAGCAUGGGAGGCAGGCAGGGAGGUCUUGCUCAGGGGUGGUGGUAAGGUGGGGUGGGUCUUUCUCCCAUUUACACAAACCGAUCUCAGGGGCGCGAUAAGAGGCGAGAAAUACAUGCUGGGGAUUCCAACUCCUGCCGUGGAGCGAACACUGACCAUCGAGCCAAUAGUGGUCAUUGGCAAUAGUGUGUACGUAAGUGUGUGUUGUAAUUACUCCACCCUCCCCCACACGCACCCUCCAGGCAGUACACACUCCCUGACACCAAAAUGUUCAUCCUUGUUCACCUUUCCCCAGACACUGCAAGCCCUGAGCAGCGCCCCGCCAAGUGCAAGCUGGACGCCGCCAAGACUUCCAACAACUCUGCCCUGACUGUGGCCCUUCUCGACAAUGUUUAAUUCAUUACUUCCUCUCUCUC